Messenger RNA from Durio zibethinus, 5562 nucleotides. NCBI's taxonomy places the organism in Eukaryota, Viridiplantae, Streptophyta, Magnoliopsida, Malvales, Malvaceae. The record is from RefSeq and is a predicted model, not a curated record.
CACAAACAGUUUUAUUAUUUACAUUUGUAUGCAACAAAGAGAGAGAGAGAGAGGAAGGCAACGGGAAACAGAGAGAUAGCACUGUAUUUCCUCUUCCGUUUCUCUCCCUUUUUAUUCAUAUACAUACAAAUUUCAUAGCUUUUUCUUCUUUCUUUAGAUUCUACAUGUUAAUGGGCUUAUAGGCUGUUGCUUACUCAGCAUCUAAUCCAAAGACUAUUCAUUUUUAUUUUGGAAUGCUGGUGUAGAAGUGGUGCUCCCUCUGUGUAUCAGAAAAAAGAUUUGGUUUUGAAAAAACAAGAGGGCUGGCCAGUCAUCCACCAUCUUCUGGUUGAUCAGAGGACAAAAACCCAGAUGGUGAGAUGCUCUUCUUCACACGAUUUGAUCUCUCUUCUUACUUAAUUCAUCAAUGUUAUCAACAAAGCCACCGCCUUAGCUUGUUUCUCAGGUCUCUCCUCGAAAAACUCACCCUUUUCAAUAAUGGGCUUCGCUCUUUUGCUCAAUAGCAUUACAGCUUCUUCUUCUUCAUCAUCAUCUGCUGGACAACAACCACAUUUCUCCCUUCAGAGAUAUAUUCAUGGUUUGCCCAUUUUGGAACUAUCCUCCAUUUGCAUCAAUUUGACACUUUUCCUGGCUUUUCUUUUCAUAAUAUCUGCAAGGCAAAUAUUUGUAUGUGUUGGUCGAGUUCGAAUUCUUAAAGAUGAUUCUGUCGUGAAUUCAAGCCCAAUUAGGAGAAGCAUUAGUGUUGAUGGAGAAGUUCAGGAUGUUAUAGUCGGUACUGGGUUUAAAUUGUCUGUAUUUUGUUGUUUCUUUGUGCUGCUUGUGCAAGUUGUGGUGCUGGGAUUUGAUGGAUUUUGUUUGAUAAGAGAGGCUGUUGAUGGGAAGGAUGUGGAUUGGUCUGUUAUUGCCUUGCCUGCUGCUCAAGGUUUAGCUUGGUUUGUAUUGAGUUUUUCAGCUCUCCAUUGUAAAUGCAAGGUGUCUGAGAAAUUCCCAUUGUUGUUGAGGGUAUGGUGGUUUAUUUCUUUUCUGAUUUGCUUGUGUACAUUGUAUGUUGAUGGGAAAUCAUUCUUAGUAGAUGGUUCAAAUCACUUGUCUUCUCAUGUUGUGGCCAAUUUUGCUGUAACCCCAGCUCUUGCAUUUCUUUGCUUUGUUGCAAUUAGGGGCGUAACUGGUAUAGAAGUCUGUAGAAACUCUGACCUUCAGGAGCCAUUGCUUCAUGAAGAAGAGGCAGGUUGUCUUAAGGUUACCCCUUAUAGUGAUGCUGGGCUCUUUAGUUUGGCCACCCUUUCUUGGCUAAAUCCACUUCUUUCAAUUGGUGCAAAGAGACCGCUUGAGCUUAAGGACAUUCCCCUUCUAGCACAACAAGAUCGACCCAAGACUAAUUAUAAGGUUUUGAAUUCAAAUUGGGAAAAAUUGAAGGCUGAAAACCUAUCAAAGCAACCUUCUUUGGCUUGGGCAAUUUUGAAGUCAUUUUGGAAGGAAGCUGCUAGUAAUGCAGUAUUUGCUUUGUUGAACACUCUUGUUUCCUAUGUGGGCCCAUACAUGAUUAGCUACUUUGUUGAUUUUUUGGGAGGGCAGGAGACUUUCCCUCAUGAAGGCUAUGUUCUUGCUGGAAUAUUUUUUGUAUCCAAGCUCAUAGAGACAUUGACAACCCGUCAGUGGUAUCUCGGGGUUGACAUUUUGGGUAUGCAUGUGAGAUCAGCUCUAACGGCAAUGGUGUAUCGGAAGGGCCUGAAGCUCUCAAGCUUAGCUAAACAAAGUCACACCAGUGGAGAAAUUGUUAAUUACAUGGCAGUUGAUGUUCAAAGAGUGGGAGAUUAUUCUUGGUAUCUCCAUGACAUUUGGAUGCUUCCUUUGCAAAUAAUUCUUGCUCUUGCAAUAUUAUAUAAAAAUGUUGGAAUUGCUUCCAUUGCCACAUUAAUUGCAACCAUUAUAUCCAUCAUUGUUACUGUUCCUUUGGCAAAGGUCCAAGAAGAUUAUCAAGACAAGUUAAUGGCUGCCAAAGAUGAAAGAAUGAGGAAGACUUCUGAGUGUCUAAGGAACAUGAGGAUUCUAAAGUUACAAGCUUGGGAGGACAGGUAUCGAGUGAAACUGGAGGAGAUGAGGGGUGUAGAAUUCAAGUGGCUACGGAAAGCCCUCUAUUCUCAGGCCUUUGUUACAUUCAUUUUCUGGAGCUCCCCCAUAUUUGUUGCAGCUGUUACAUUUGCAACGUCUAUAUUAUUGGGGGAUCAACUCACAGCGGGUGGUGUGCUUUCUGCACUAGCCACUUUCAGAAUCCUUCAAGAACCACUCAGGAAUUUUCCUGACCUGGUGUCUAUGAUGGCGCAGACAAAGGUUUCUCUUGAUCGAAUUUCUGGAUUCCUACAGGAGGAAGAACUGCAGGAAGAUGCCACCAUUGUUCUGCCCCAAGGCAUGUCAAAGGUGGCUAUAGAGAUUAAGGAUGGUGAGUUUUGCUGGGACCCCUCUUCUUCAAGGCCCACCUUAUCCAGAAUACAAAUGAAAGUAGAAAGGGGAAUGCGUGUGGCAGUUUGUGGCAUGGUUGGCUCUGGAAAAUCAAGCUUUCUCUCUUGCAUCCUUGGGGAGAUUCCUAAAAUCUCUGGUGAAGUUCGAGUGUGCGGUACUGCUGCCUAUGUCUCUCAGUCGGCUUGGAUACAGUCUGGCAAUAUUGAAGAGAACAUUCUUUUUGGUAGUCCAAUGGAUAAAGCAAAAUACAAGAAUGUUAUCCAUGCUUGUUCCCUGAAGAAGGAUUUUGAACUCUUUUCACAUAGGGAUCAGACCAUAAUUGGAGAUAGAGGUAUAAAUCUGAGUGGCGGACAGAAACAACGUGUGCAACUUGCAAGGGCACUUUAUCAAGAUGCUGAUAUUUAUUUGCUUGAUGACCCCUUCAGUGCUGUUGAUGCACACACUAGCUCAGAACUGUUCAAGGAAUACAUAAUGACAGCACUUGGGAGUAAAACUGUUGUUUUUGUGACCCAUCAAGUUGAAUUUCUACCUACUGCUGAUUUGAUACUGGUUCUUAAGGAAGGCCGCAUUAUACAGGCAGGAAAAUAUGAUGAACUUUUACAAGCAGGCACCGACUUCAAAACUCUUGUCUCAGCUCACCAUGAAGCAAUUGAAGCAAUGGAUAUUCCAAGUCACUCAUCAGAAGACUCAGAUGAAAAUUUGCUUCUUGAUGGGCCAACCAUGCUAAAUAAAAAAUGUGAUUCGACUGGAAAUAAUAUUGACAGUUUGGCAAAGGAAGUGCAAGAUGGUGCAUCAGCUUCAGACCAGAAAGGAAUUAAAGAGAAAAAGAAAACAAAGCGGAGGAAAAAGCAGCUUGUUCAAGAAGAGGAAAGGGUAAAAGGAAGAGUCAGCAUGAAGUUCCUUCAAAUAGCUAGUAAUUGGUGGAUGGCAUGGGCAAACCCCCAGACUGAAGGAGACCAAGCUAAAGUCAGUCCUUUGGUCCUUCUUGUUGUUUAUAUGGCCCUUGCUUUUGGGAGCUCUUGGUUUAUAUUUGUCAGGGCUGUUCUGGUUGCCACAUUUGGUCUAGCAGCCGCACAAAAAUUGUUUCUCAAUAUGCUUAGAAGUGUGUUUCGAGCACCGAUGUCUUUUUUUGAUUCAACUCCUGCCGGACGGAUCUUGAAUCGUGUGUCUAUCGAUCAAAGUGUUGUGGAUCUUGAUAUUCCUUUUAGACUUGGUGGGUUUGCUUCAACAACAAUACAGCUUCUUGGGAUUGUUGGUGUGAUGACAAAAGUUACUUGGCAAGUUCUGCUUCUUGUUGUCCCAAUGGCUGUUGCUUGCUUGUGGAUGCAGAAAUACUACAUGGCUUCAUCGAGGGAACUGGUCCGCAUUGUUAGCAUCCAGAAAUCUCCAAUUAUUCAUCUUUUUGGUGAAUCAAUUGCUGGAGCAGCCACGAUAAGAGGUUUUGGGCAAGAGAAAAGGUUCAUGAAGAGAAACCUUUAUCUUCUCGAUUGUUUUGGUCGUCCAUUCUUUUGCAGUCUUGCAGCCAUUGAAUGGCUCUGCCUGCGCAUGGAAUUACUUUCAACCUUUGUAUUUGCUUUUUGCAUGAUUUUGCUCGUGAGUUUUCGACAUGGAAGUAUUGAUCCAAGUAUGGCAGGCCUUGCUGUGACAUAUGGCCUUAACUUAAAUUCACGUCUAUCGCGGUGGAUACUUAGCUUUUGCAAGCUCGAGAAUAAAAUUAUUUCCAUAGAGAGGAUUUAUCAGUACAGCCAAAUUCCAAGUGAAGCUCUUCCGGUUAUUGAAAACUCCCGCCCUCCAUCCUCAUGGCCUGAAAGUGGAACAGUUGAAUUGCUCGAUUUAAAGGUUCGUUAUGGGGAAAAUCUUCCUGUGGUGCUUCAUGGGGUGACCUGUGCAUUUCCCGGUGGCAAAAAGAUUGGAAUUGUUGGGCGUACUGGAAGUGGCAAAUCUACUUUGAUCCAAGCAUUAUUCCGAUUGAUUGAGCCAGCCGGUGGGAGAAUCAUUAUAGACAAGAUCGACAUUUCAACAAUUGGGCUCCAUGACCUUCGUAGCCGUCUUAGUAUCAUACCCCAGGAUCCUACAUUAUUUGAAGGAACUAUUAGAGGCAAUCUUGAUCCUCUUGAAGAGCAUUCAGAUCAUGAAAUUUGGGAGGCACUUGAUAAAUCUCAGCUUGGAGAUAUUGUUCGUGAGAAAGACCAAAAGCUUGAUACACCAGUUUUAGAAAAUGGAGAUAACUGGAGUGUGGGGCAGCGGCAACUUGUUUCCCUGGGCCGGGCUUUACUCAAACAGGCAAGAAUACUUGUCCUAGAUGAAGCAACCGCAUCAGUUGAUACUGCCACUGACAAUCUCAUACAGAAGAUCAUCCGAACAGAGUUCAAGAACUGCACAGUUUGCACUAUUGCACAUCGUAUUCCGACUGUAAUUGACAGCGAUCUUGUUUUGGUACUAAGUGAUGGUCGAGUUGCAGAGUUUGAUACUCCGGCACAUCUCCUAGAGGAUAAAUCAUCCAUGUUUCUAAAGUUGGUAACCGAGUAUUCAUCAAGAUCAAGUGGCAUACCAGAUUUUUGAAACAGAUUGCAUGCCCAAAAUGGGCAUUCUUACACUCAGAGGCACGGGGAACUGAGGGACCAUCCAGGAGUGAACCAGCUGCCGCUGCUUCUUUUUUUGCAGCGCUUGGCAAACUCAAUGACAAAUGGCAAGGAGAGAUGUGCACAUCAAGCCAUUAAACCAAAACCUCAAGUAAAAUAGUUUCUUCAAGGUAAUUUCAAGUUAAUUCAUCCCCUUAAGUGGAUUUGUGGAAUUCCUGCAUGGUUAUCAACCUGGCAUACCUCGUAACAGAAAAUAAGUCAGAUGGGUAGAGUUGGAUAACAAGUACACGGAAGAAAAAUAAAUGGGUGACUCAUAUUUGUUCAAACAUGUGCAAGAAAGUAGUGCUUAGAAAAAUGUUCCAUUGUGGUUGGGACAAUUUGUAGAGUUCUUAGUCAGAUCCUCUUUCUACAGCAGAAGUUCAGUUGUAGACUGAAGAAAAUAAAUUUUGUUUCAUCUCUGUCAACUUAAGUUAUAGGCUUUGAUGCCAUGAAUUUUGCUUCAAACUUAAUUUUUUCCUGC